Messenger RNA from Uncinocarpus reesii 1704, 360 nucleotides. RefSeq lists its product as uncharacterized. The record is from RefSeq and is a predicted model, not a curated record. NCBI's taxonomy places the organism in Eukaryota, Fungi, Ascomycota, Eurotiomycetes, Onygenales, Onygenaceae. Bases 1 to 360 code for a protein of 119 amino acids. The transcript has a single exon.
AUGGCUCCUCCACCAAACACCCCUGCAAACAAGCCAUCCGUCCUGAAAGCCGUAUACUCAGCCCCCGCCGCCUCAUCCCCGUCGGAUACAAGCCAAACCGAGCCCGCAAUCCACCACACAAUUCAACAUGAGCUCUCCGCCUCGCUCUCGUCACACACCGCAGACGAAACCACUAGCAAAACGGCGUAUCUCUCUGAGCUUAGGCGUGCUGUAACCUCACUACAGAACGAAGUCAACACGUAUCUCACGGCACGAAUGGACGAGGACAGUGCGAGGGCAACGGGCACUGGAGGAAAGGACGAGAUUGGCCAAGAGGAGAACUAUGGAGAGGAGGUAGCGAAUGAAGAGGAUGAAGAUUAG